Molecule: messenger RNA, 1266 nt
Organism: Triticum dicoccoides
Lineage: Eukaryota; Viridiplantae; Streptophyta; Magnoliopsida; Poales; Poaceae
Product: probable aquaporin PIP2-7
Exons: 4
Biological process (GO): transmembrane transport
Cellular component (GO): membrane
Molecular function (GO): channel activity
Source: RefSeq, a predicted model, not a curated record
GCUUGCACUCUUGGAGUGGAUACUCCUAUCACCAGACUGCCAUUGCCAUACACACACAGCUGGUUCCAACCAAGCCGACCGACCAUGGCGGCCAAGGAGGUGGAGAAGGUGGUCACCGCCGACGAAGAGACAACGGACAUCGUCGUCCAUAGGGUGCCGUACGGGGACCCGCCGGCGGUCCGGGCGCUGGACACGAGCGAGCUGACCACGUGGUCCCUGUACCGCGCCCUCAUCGGCGAGUUCACGGCCUCCCUCGUCCUCCUCUACGUGAGCAUCGCCACCGUCAUCGGGUACAGGAGCCAGUCCUCCGCCCCCGAUGACCGGUGCACCGGCGUCGGCUACCUCGGCGUCGCCUGGUCCUUCGGCGCCACCGUCUCCGUCCUCGUCUACUCCACCAGCGGCGUCUCAGGUAGAUAUAUACACAUCUCUGUCACAACAUACAAUAUUUUCUCCGUCCGCGGGCACAUAAACCCGGCGGUGACGUUCGCGCUCUUCAUGGCCGGGAAGGUGACGCUGGUGCGCUCGGUGCUGUACGUGGCGGCGCAGUGCCUCGGCGCCGUCGUCGGCGUGGGCAUCGUCAAGGGGAUCAUGAAGCACCCCUACGACGACCUGGGGGGCGGCGCCAACGCGGUGGCCGGGGGGUACUCGCUCGGGGCGGCCCUUGGCGCCGAGACCUUGGGCACCUUCGUCCUCGCCUACGCCGUCUUCUCCGCCACCGACCCCAAGCGCACCGCCCGCGACGCCUUCGUCCCCCUGGUGGCGGCGCUCCCGAUCGGCAUGGCGGUGUUCGUGGUGCACCUGGCGACCAUCCCGAUCACCGGCACGGGCAUCAACCCGGCGAGGAGCCUGGGUGCCGCCGUCCUGUACAACCAGCACAAAACCUGGAAGCAACACUGGAUCUUCUGGGUCGGGCCUUUCACCGGCGCGGCCUUGGCGGCGUUCUACCACAAGAUCGUGCUGCGCGACGGGGCUGUGGUGAAGGAGUCGCUGGCGAUGGGCUCGUUCAAGAGGAAUAGCUCCACCGCUUGAAGAUUGAUCGAGGAGAGGAGACCAUGCAUGCACAUGCCUAUAUAGUACUAUUGUUUCGUCGCUACAAGUGGGUUCCAUGCCAUGCCGGUGUCACUUCAGCCAUAUACGGUGCCACGUCGGCACAUUUUACGUCUACGAAUGAGAUUAGCACCAUAUUUGCACGUUCAUGUGCCAAGUUUUAGAAUCAGUUUGACGUAUUUUUCAAAUUCAGAUACUAACGUGAAUGUUUAUGACAAG